Molecule: messenger RNA, 1646 nt
Organism: Drosophila nasuta
Lineage: Eukaryota; Metazoa; Arthropoda; Insecta; Diptera; Drosophilidae
Product: TBC1 domain family member 13
Exons: 5
Coding region: 147-1349 (400 amino acids)
Biological process (GO): intracellular protein transport; activation of GTPase activity
Molecular function (GO): GTPase activator activity
Source: RefSeq, a predicted model, not a curated record
UAGUGUAUUGCACUUGCAUUGCGUUUACAUCCCUGUUAACUAUUAAUUUUUAAAUGACAACAAAGCAAUAGCGUAUAUAUAUAUACCAUAUACAUAUAUGCUCACUUAUAAGCUAUCUAUGGAUCAGACAAGGGAAAGCGAAAAUAAUGUCAAUGUUUAAAGCGCGUGUGAAGGAAUUCGAGGAUUUAUUCGCCCAGGAUGUGAUCGAUCUUAAGCAGUUGCGUCGCCACACAUUCAAUGGUGUGCCAGAUGUACACAGCUUUCGGGCGAUCAGCUGGAAGAUGUUGUUGGGCUAUCUGGGCUCCAAGCGCAGCAGCUGGCCUGCCACAUUAGCCAAGAAGCGUGCACUCUACAAUCAAUUCAUUGUAGAGCUUGUACUGCCGCCGGGACACACACAAAAUGGCGACGGCAACGAUGAUGGUGAUGGCGAUAAUGAAUCAAGGGGCGUUGGCCUGCAAGAUCAUCCGCUGAGCGAGGGACCAGAGAGUGCGUGGAAUACGUUCUUCAGUGACAAUGAAUUUCUGCUGCAAAUCGACAAAGACGUGAGACGUUUGUGCCCAGACAUAUCAUUCUUUCAACAGCCCACAGAGUAUCCCUGUGAAAUUGUGGUGCACAGCAAAGGGGAGCAUGGUCGAAGACUGCACGAGCGAGUGGUACCCUCGGUGCUCAGCUCGGCAAAUGUUGAGCGCAAGGGUCUCGGCAUGACCAAGAUCAACUUGAUCACCAAACGCUCGGCGGAGAACUAUGCCGCCAUGGAGGAGGGUCAGGAAGCACAUUGGGAAGUUGUCCAGCGAAUACUGUUCAUCUACGCCAAGCUCAAUCCUGGCCAGGGUUAUGUACAGGGAAUGAACGAGAUAGUGGGACCCAUUUACUAUGUAAUGGCAUCUGAUCCUGAUCUCGAGAAUCGCACAUAUGCCGAAGCGGACUGCUUUUUUUGCUUCACUGCCCUAAUGAGUGAGAUACGCGACUUUUUUAUCAAAACACUGGACGAUUCUGAAGGCGGCAUAAAGUGCAUGAUGUCCAAGCUAUCAAAUAUGUUAAAAGCAAAGGAUAUUGGAAUAUACGAUCACCUCAAAAGCCAAGAGUUGCAUCCGCAAUACUACAGCUUUCGAUGGAUCAAUCUCCUGCUUUCACAGGAAUUUCCACUGCCCGAUGUGCUGCGUAUUUGGGAUUCUGUGUUCUCAGAUGAGCAUCGGUUUGAUUUUCUCAUUAAAAUUUGCUGCUCAAUGAUAUUAAUUCAAAGGGAAGCCAUCCUGGAGAAUGACUUUGCUUCGAAUGUAAAGCUGCUUCAGAACUAUCCUCCAAUUGAUAUUAAUGUUGUACUGACCCACGCAGUCUCACUGGCGUAGCAUCUUCUGUUGAACGAAUUUAAGCCUCCGCUUGCCACGUGAGAUUUCUACAGUCUGAUGAGCAAUCCGUAAAGCAAUCAAAUGACGCCAAAUCGAAAAAAACGCACUUACUGUAAACUCUUAUAAACUAUUCUAUAUUUAUACAUACAUAUGCUUUUGAUAACUUUUAAUUUUACAAAUGUUUUUCGUCAAUAAACCAAUGAAUUUUUAACGUAUACGUAUCAGUUAUCUAGGUCAUAAAAUCAUGUCAACUUAAAUUAAAUCUUGUGCACAAUAAGUAGCAUCGUCCUAACAGAA